Molecule: messenger RNA, 1664 nt
Organism: Linum trigynum
Lineage: Eukaryota; Viridiplantae; Streptophyta; Magnoliopsida; Malpighiales; Linaceae
Source: the annotation of a GenBank genome assembly
CAGCGGCGGCGCCCGAGAUUUAGGCGGGUUCGCUGGCUUACCCACCCACUCCAGCACCAUAUAACCAGCGAAUUUCCUUUCAGUUGAUCACCACCAAAACAAUCGACGAAGUUAGACGAGAGAAGCCCUGGUUGUUGCAAAGAUGGCUAAUAGGUAAGAGACACAUUUAUUUUUUUACUAAUAUUCUUCAAAUGCUAUUAUGAUUUUGUUUAAUUAGUAAUUAGUGAGUUUGUUUUUUUAUGUAGUGAUUUUAGAAGAUUUGAACUAGUCGUUCGGUGGAAAUAAAAAAAAGUAGAGGACAAUUUUGGAGUCCAUUUCGUUGGUGGUAGAAGUUUUCAGUUGAUGGUUCCAUCCAGGGUGACAUAUCAAAAACUUUAAGGGAAUCUAAAUCCGAGAAUAUGGCGUAAAGACAAAGCAGUAAAAUAUAGUGAUGUGAUCACAGAUUUCACUUACUGUCUUCCAGAAUGGCAGAUUGGUGUUUUAUUUCAUUAUGUGAUGCCUAUUGUGGCCGAUGAUAGCUUGAAUAUGUUUUUCGAUUUUAUGGCACAUCACCCUUAUUGUUUGGGUGCUGAGAUACAUGCUGAGCUCAGUGAGGAUCGGGGUGGAGAGGAAGAAGAUGAGACAUGGAGCGUGCCAUCCGAUCAUGAUGACGGAGAGGAGGAGGAGGAGGAAGAUGGGGAAGGAGAGCAGCCUAAUUAUCCUCCAUAUUUUUACAUGCAGGGUAAUGAAGAGGACGGCGAAUUAUCAUAUGCUGACUCAUAUGGCGUAAUUCCAAUUUCUAUUAUUGUUGGUUUUGAAGGAGAAUUCUACAAGGGGCAGAUAUUUCACUCGAAACAAGCUGCACAGGUGGCGAUUAAAUAUCAUGCACUACAACGCAACUUUCAGUAUGGCGUGCUGGAGUCGUCACCUUCAAUCUGGAAUGUCAGAUGCUUGAAGCACAAGGAUGACAAUUGUCCUUGGACUGUCCGGUUUGGAUGUCGAGAUGUUGGAAGUGAAUGGACUGUGAGAAAGACCGAGUUGGUGCAUUCUGGUAGCAGUACGACUCAACCGACGGAUCAUCGCCAUCUUGAUGUCGACGUUAUAUCUGAGUCCGUGAAACAUUUGGUACAUGCCCAACCAAAUCUGAGUGUUCUAACUGUGCAGACUGAGUUGAAAGAUAAGUUUAAUAUGCAAGUUACUUACCAGAAGGCUUGGUAUGGGAAACAAAGAGCAUUGGAGAAGUUGCAUGAAAAUUGGGAAGAUCCUAUGAUUAUUUGCAAACAUUCUUGCGGGUGGUAAAGAGAAAAAUGUCAACAUCAGUGAUUGAUUGGGUAAGAGUUCCUUCAUCGCAACCAGAUCAUUUGAUCUUUCAGCCAGUAUUCUAGGCUUAUGGACCUUGUAUAGAUGGAUUCAAGAAUUGUCUAGGAGUCAUGGUUGUUGAUGGAACAUUUCUUAGUGGAAAGUAUAGGAGUGCUACUCAUGUCGAGCUCAUUUGAUGGCCGGAAGAAGAUUUUCCAAUUGUAUUUGCCAUAGUGGAGAGCGAGAAUACUGAUAGUUGUCCAUGGUCCAUAAGUCAUGUUCAAGGUUUGACCGAUCGAAAUGAUAUCUGCAUAAUCUCGGAUAGUCGUUGAUAGGAAUAUUUCAUGUGAUAACUGGGUGGACCAAAAUCAAAUUCGCUGGAGUUU